This is a messenger RNA of Closterium sp. Naga37s-1, 2250 nucleotides long. The record is from the annotation of a GenBank genome assembly. Lineage: Eukaryota; Viridiplantae; Streptophyta; Zygnematophyceae; Desmidiales; Closteriaceae.
AUGGCCUGUCGCCGAGCGAGUACUCUCCCCUUCCCCCUCCUCCUCCUGCUCCUCCUCGCACGUCUUCCCCGCGGCAUCAGCGUGGCGGCAAAUCCACCCCCCUCUCCAGGCGCAUCAGCGCCGGAGGCUAACACCGCCCCGGCACCGGCGGCGGCGGCACCAGUGGCUGUGAAGCUAGGCUUUCUGCUGCCCGUGCAAGAGCGCAACCUUGAUAUCCCUCUCAACCUCGCUCGCGAAUGGGGAUCGGCAGCGCAAGUAGCGCUGGACGUGCUCUCUACCCGCUACACGGGCUUCACCAUAAAGCCCGUCUUCCAGGCCGUCGAAUGCACCGCGGACAGCGCCGCAGUUGGCGCAGACGCGCUGGUGAAGCAGGGCGUGGCGGGCGUGGUGGGGCCCGCGUGCAGCGAGGCGGCUGUGGGCGCGGCGCCCGUGCUGGCCCGCGCGGGGAUCCCGAUGGUGUCCUUCGCCGCCACGGCUGACGCGCUGCGGAACCGCACCGCGUAUCCGACUUUUUUCCGCACCGCCUUCGGCGAUCGGCAUCAGGCAGCAGCCAUUCGCAGCGUGGUGGACCAGCUGCAGUGGAAGCGCCUCCUCGUGUUCCAUACCGCCGAGACGUACGGCGAGGCGCUUGCCUACGAUGUGACGCAGGAGCCCCAGCUGAAGGUGCGCACGGUGCGCAUCCCGCACCCGCCCCCCGCGGACUGCUCCGCGUACUUCCCCCCCGCGGCGGACGACUGGAUGAAGGGGUCGGAGGACAUGGGCGUGGUGCUGGCCGUGCUACCCAGCACCGCCUCCUGCCUCUGGGCCGCCGCUAGCAAGCUUGUAACCAGUGCGGGCAGUGCAAGCAGUGCGGGCAGUGCAAGCAGUGCGGGCAGUGCAAGCAGUGCGGGCAGUGCAAGCAGUGCGGGCAGUGCAAGCAGUGCGGGCAGUGCAAGCAGCGCGGGCAGUGCAAGCAGUGCGGGCAGUGCAAGCAGUGCGGGCAGUGCAAGCAGUGCGGGCAGUGCAAGCAGUGCGGGCAGUGCAAGCAGUGCGGGCAGUGCAAGCAGUGCGGGCAGUGCAAGCAGUGCGGGCAGUGCAAGCAGUGCGGGCAGUGCAAGCAGUGCGGGCAGUGCAAGCAGUGCGGGCAGUGCAAGCAGUGCGGGCAGUGCAAGCAGCGCGGGCAGUGCAAGCAGUGCGGGCAGUGCAAGCAGUGCGGGCAGUGCAAGCAGUGCGGGCAGUGCAAGCAGUGCGGGCAGUGCAAGCAGUGCGGGCAGUGCAAGCAGUGCGGGCAGUGCAAGCAGUGCGGGCAGUGCAAGCAGUGCGGGCAGUGCAAGCAGUGCGGGCAGUGCAAGCAGUGCGGGCAGUGCAAGCAGUGCGGGCAGUGCAAGCAGUGCGGGCAGCACGCUGGUAGUGCCCUGGUGGGUGCUGCCUGCCAGGGAGCUGAAUCUCCUGGGGUACCCGUGGUGGUACCUGGGAACGGACGGCGUGGCAGCCCUGGACCUCAUGGAUGCAGCACCGCAGUCGGGGGAGGAGAUGCUCGCCAACCACAUGGUGAACGAGCUCGCGCUCGCGCCCUCAGCGCCGCAGUCAGGCGAGGAGAUGCUAGCCAACCACAUGCUCAACGAGCUCGCUCUCGCGCCCUCAGGCGCCGACCCCUCGGGAGAGCAGCCAUUUGCCCCGUUCAAGGCGUACUGGCAGCAGCAGUCGUACGCGGCGUUCCCCGGCCUGCUCACCUUCGACGCCUCCCCGCGCUUCUCCGCCCCCCGGCCCUUCGUCCCGCACCUCGUGGAUGCCGUGUGGGCGUUCCACGAGGCUGUCAACAAGACCGUUGGGGAGCAUGGCGCGUCCCUGUCUGCCGCGCACCUGCUCGCCUGCUUCAACGACUCGCCGUCUGACUGCGUGUCCUUCCCGGGGGCGACGGGGCGCAUGCACUUUGACUCGGACUCGGGCGAGCGCAGCAAGGUGCAGGUGUCGCCGCGCUACUCGCUCAUGCAGUUUGCAGGGCUCCCAUGGAUGCCCGUGGGGGAGUGGGUGGAACAGCAGCAGCCACGGCUCAAGCUGACACAGGAGUCGCCACUGCAACGACCAGCUGACCCUGCUGCUGCUGCUGCUGGAGAGACGAACGGAAGCCCAGCAGAAGGGGGGGCUCCUCCUGACAACAGCAGCAGCAGCAGUAGCAGCAACAGCAAUGGCAAUGCUGUUAACUUCGUGGUCCCACCUAUGCUGCUCCCAUCGCCCCUUUAUGCUAAGGCAUUAGCCACCUGUGCCUAA